UUCUGCAGGAGGUGUUGCACCUGGUGGUGAACCAUGACGAUCCUGACCGCGAAGUUGGCAGCUCUGUCGGUGCUAGCCGUGGUGACGUUGGCAGUCGGCCUGCUGCCUUUGAAACUGCGCCCGCGAGGUUCCAGUGCGAAGCACGGGUGCUUGUCCGCAGCAGCAGCGACAUCUGCCGUGCUCUGCUUCGGCGCAGGCGUUCUCCUGGCAACUGCGUUUCUUCACAUGCUGCCCGAGGCCCGACAGAACCUAAUGGCGGAACCGGAACCCGCCCAUCCGAACGAACACGAUGCGCAUGCUCACGCACAGCACGCACAUCCGCACGAACACGCGCACGCUCACGCUCACGAGGAAGAACAUUUGCACAGCGAAACCGUUUUCCCCUGGGCGGAACUAGUGAUGUGCGCGGGAUGCAUAGGGAUCUACCUGGUGGAGGAAAUCGGACACGGCGUGAUUGAGAAGCAGAAGGCGUCGGUCGUGCCUGAGCUGGCCAGGAGUUUCAGCGUGAGGGGCUCCACCAGAGGGCGUCCUCCGCAAGUGGCGGCGUCGUCAGUCGAGAACGGGGAAGCCAAGUCCACCGCAGACCUUGUCCAAGAACCGUUGAACAGCAUCCCAGCAAAUAACUUGGGAUUCGGGGUUUUAGCUGAUAGCUCAUGGUCUGCUAGACAGCUCUUGGGUGCAAGCCCCAACUCCCUUUGUGAUCAAAUCCAGCUCCUGAGAGGAGCUAUCACCCCAGCUGGUGCCAACUUGUGCACAGCUGGGCAACUCUUGAAACUGGAGUCUUGGAAGCAGGGCAUGAGAUCAGCUGUGGCUGUGGCAGCAUUGUCCCUUCAUGCUCUCUUCGAAGGCCUCGCGAUUGGGCUCGAAGACGAAGUUGUCAAUGUCUGGGUGGUGUUCGUCGCCAUCGGAGCCCACAAGUUCAUAAUUGCAUUCUCAAUCGGAAUGCAGCUGGUGGUUGCUGAAACCCGGAAGGCCUUAAUCAUCAUCUACAUGCUCUUGUUCGCCCUCUUUUCCCCUCUCGGAGUACUCAUAGGGAUCUUGGUGACUUUGAAUGCUGGGGAUUCCGCAGUGAAUGACCAGAAAGCAGCUUUGGGGAUCCUGCAGAGCCUAGCUGCCGGCACCAUUUUGUACGUGGCUUUCUUUGAAAUCAUGCAAAGGGAGAAGGAAAAGGCCUCGGGGCUGAAGGGGUAUUUCCAGAUUCUCUUCAUCAUCUUGGGCUUUUCCGCGAUGGCGUUGCUGGAAGCCUUCACACCCCACAGCCACGAACAUUGAGGAUGAUAUGAGGAUCAAGCGCAAAUUUCCUCCCCGCUCAUUGUGCACAAAAUGUUUUGUGUUCGGUGCAUUGGUUUUUUUUUCCGAGGUGCGUGUUUGAAUGCUGUGUGGUUUUGUAUGCUUGUUUUUUUUCGAAGGGCCUUGAUGUACUCAGAUCAGAGUUUGACAAUGCUCAUUAUUACGGAAAGUUGUAUUUCUCGGCUGCACUCAGUCUUCCUUAUUCUGGAACGAAGUUGGUCAAUUUUUUAUUGUUUUUUUUUUCUGAGUUGAACUCGAUUUUGAACGUUAUAUUGGGAGCCAAAGAUGUGAAGGGGUGGGCAUUGUUUUCCAAUUGCCUCACUCAUCCCGAGGCUGAUGGAUAUUAAAAAGAGAACAUUCCUUCACCGAGUUUUCCGG
Messenger RNA from Notodromas monacha, 1668 nucleotides. NCBI's taxonomy places the organism in Eukaryota, Metazoa, Arthropoda, Ostracoda, Podocopida, Cyprididae. The record is from the annotation of a GenBank genome assembly.